CAGUUAGUCACCUAACCCGAGUGAAGCCACUUCCGGCCUUCUCUGGCGCCUUCCGGAGUUCUCUUCCGGGUGAUGGCGGCCGGUGCCCCGGAUGUAGCUCUGGCGAGAGUCUUUCUCUUUUUCUUCCCCCACGGCCUCCAGUGGAUCUUGAGUCCCGGGGGCCACCUGGCUGCCAGCUUCCCUUUCGGCCCCUCGUCGUGUGCUCCCUUUCCUCCCAAGCUGGAUCUAGAGCGUACCAGCGUGGGAAAGGCUCCUCCAUCCAGUCAUGCCCAAGAGGAAAGUGACCUUCCAAGGUGUGGGAGAUGAGGAUGAUGAGGAUGAAAUCAGUGUUCCCAAGAAGAAGCUGGUGGAUCCUGUGGCCGGGGCAGGGGGUCCUGGCAGCCGCUUCAAAGGCAAACACUCUCUGGACAGCGAUGAGGAGGAGGACGAUGACGAUGAAGGGUCCAGAAAAUAUGAUAUCCUGGCCUCAGAGGACGUGGAAGGUCAGGAAGCAGCCACGCUCCCCAGUGAGGGAGGUGUGCGGAUCACACCCUUCAAUCUCCAGGAAGAGAUGGAGGAAGGCCACUUUGAUGCUGAUGGCAACUACUUCCUGAACCGGGAUGCUCAGAUCCGAGACAGCUGGCUGGACAACAUUGACUGGGUGAAGAUCAGGGAGCGGCCGCCUGAUCAGCGCCCACCGUCAGACUCAGAGGAAGAGGACAGCCUUGGCCAGACACCAAUGAGUGCCCAAGCCCUUCUGGAGGGUCUUCUGGAGCUGCUGUUGCCAAGAGAGACAGUGGCUGGCGCGCUGAGGCGUCUGGGGGCCAGAGGAGGAGGCAAAGGGGGCAGCAAAGGGGGCGGGCGGCCCAGUUCCCCCCAGCGCUUGGAUCGGCUCUCUGGGUUGGCCGACCAGAUGGUGGCCCGGGGCAACCUUGGUGUGUAUCAGGAGACCAGGGAACGGUUAGCCAUGCGGCUGAAGGGGUUGGGGUCCCGGACCCAGGGACCCGCUGAGCCCACACCUCCACCCUCUCUGGACAUGUUUGCUGAAGAAGUGGCAGAGGGGGAGCUGGAGACCCCAACCCCUACGCAGAGGGGAGAAGCAGAGCUGCCAGGAGACGGACUGGUGGACGUGAUGUGGGAAUAUAAGUGGGAGAACACGGGGGAUGCUGAGCUGUACGGGCCCUUCACCAGCACCCAGAUGCAGCUCUGCUCUCUUUUCCUGCAGACCUGGGUGAAUGAAGGCUACUUCGCAGAUGGUGUUUAUUGCCGGAAGCUGGACCCUCCUGGCGGACAGUUCUACAACUCCAAACGCAUUGACUUUGACCUCUAUACCUGAGCCUGCCGAGGGCCCUGUUUGGUGGCCCCUUCUUUCCUGAACUCUCUGGAGGAGGCCCCAGCUGCCUCAGGCAUUGAGGACUUUAGGGGCCAUUUUUCAGUCAAUUUCCCUUUCCCAAUAAAAGCCUUUGGUUGUAUAUUAGGGCCUUGGCUGUGCUGAUGGCCAGAAGCCAAGGCCCUUCAUAACCCCUUUGGACUCAUCUCAUGAGUGGAGGUUUCUGGUUACUUGAACCAUUUCACCUUUGUUUAUCAUUCCUGGGGCAGAACCAGGGCUGACCGGUGGCCUUUGGAGCAUGCUCACCAUCUAAAACUCCCUUUCACUCACAUGCUGUCCUCCAGGAUUCCCAGAGGGGACUCCUAUUUUGCUAUUCUUAGGUCUUUGGUUUUUAGAACCUGAGUCUGUCUUUGCAGCCAGUGUAGGGAGAACACCAUAAGCGGAGAUUUUAGGCCUUGGGGGCUGGGACAUCUGUUUGGGGGUGGGGAGUGUAGGAAGCCUGGUAUCCACUGACUCCCCACUGUCUCUGGCCCCUUAGGGGAAGUGCAUACUCAGUGCUGGCACUUGAAAGCCCCUUCAAGACCACCUGGGCCAACCACUGACCUGGCACAAAGAGGAGCAGCGCCUCCCUGGAGCUCACACAGUGGAUCAGAGAGCUGGCCCAGACCCAGCGGGCUUCUUUCCCAGACCUUUCUUGGGACCCUUGAAGUCCUCUGAAAUUCACGUUUCCUGAGCUCCCAGUGUGCACGGGCGAGUGCCGUGAAGGACUGGAUUACUGGACAACUCUUCCAGGAAUUCAGAUUCUGGAGGGUGUGGUUGGGAGGGAGACCAGUAUAAUUGUGUUGUCUGGACCUAGCACCCCUCACCUCUCACCAGUGCUGCCUUCUGCCUCUUCUUGUACCAAGUUAGGUCGAACCCUCUACUUCUCUAACUUAGCUGGCCAUUGGAGUCUCGGGGGAGCUGUAAAAUUACUCAAAUUCUAAAUGAGUUCAUCUAGAUCGUGGCUCAGGGGUCGGGGCUUUUUGAGAAGCUCUCAGGUGAUUCCAGUGUGUGGAUAGGUGGAGAACCGGUGGGCAGGAGUCUGGGGACUGAGGUUACACCUGGUGGGGCCACUUCCCAGACCCUGCUGGGGUGGCAGAGCUGGGCAGAUGUGGCCGGGGCUCUGCUGUUCUGUCACAGGAUUGCUGAGCACCAGGGCCCCAGGUGGAAGGAGCCAGGAUUGGAAGUAGAAAAGACGGCAGGGUCAGGAUACUCUGCUCUAGUGAGGCCUCCAACUUCUGUAUUAAUUGGGUACAUGCCAGUGCCAGCCCAGACUUGGUAGUCAUUGAUUCCAAAAGGCCUUCCGUUGUAAGAAGUCUUUAUGUGUCAUUAAGAAAACCCUGCCAAUUGCAUUUGUAAGAUGUCAUUGAUUAUAAGGUGCAUUUUGAUUUCAGAAGUGAAAAGCAAUAUAGCUGGACACGUUUAUCAUCCCCAGGACUGAUUGACUCAUGGGAGGUGUUUACUGUUGGGUGAAUAGAUGAAAGCCAAAGGGGCGGUUCCCUUGGAUGUACCACUGGCACCUCAGGCUCCAUCUAUCCAGAUCCCACCCCAUCUACCCCUCCCAGUGUCCUCCUCUGGUCACCUCCCUGAUGAAUGGUCCCCCAGUGAUGUCUGUGUCCUCAGCAAAAUCUGUGAAUAUCAUACCCUACCUGGCAAAAGAGACUUUGCAGAUGUGAUUGAACUAAUGACUGAGGUGGGGAGUGGGGCGUGCUCUCCUGGAUUAUAGAGGUGGGUGGGCCCAAUGUCAUCACAAAGGCCCCUUAAAGUGAAAGAGAGGAGGGUCCUAUGCCAAGGAAUGCAGUGGCCUAUAGAAGCCGGAUUAGGCAAGCAGACAGCCUCCCAGAGCUGCUACAGAGAAAAGGCAGCCCCACUGAGGAUCUGAAUCCAGUGAAAACCAUUGUGGACUUCUGACCUCUAGAAUCGAAUAAAGUUGUGUUGUUUCAAGCCA
Suricata suricatta (meerkat) is the source of this 3296-nucleotide messenger RNA. It is a transcript of the gene CD2BP2, whose product is annotated as CD2 cytoplasmic tail binding protein 2. The coding region runs from base 266 to 1315 and encodes 349 amino acids. The transcript has 8 exons. NCBI's taxonomy places the organism in Eukaryota, Metazoa, Chordata, Mammalia, Carnivora, Herpestidae. Gene Ontology annotation, cellular component: U5 snRNP. The record is from RefSeq and is a predicted model, not a curated record. Gene Ontology annotation, molecular function: protein binding.